AUGCUCAAGAACUCCAACUACAUUUUUCGCCAUGAACUGCAAUUGCUGAUUCCAUCAUGCCCCUCGCCGCCACUCUUCUCUCGGCUUCAUUCCGCGCAGCAUCUCCAUAGAUACUAUAGACUUUACGCCACGGCUCAUGGCUUCCCCGAACAAGACCUGUCCUGGCCGUCUUCCUCCUCGUUCACCCCUUAUGAUGUGUUCAAACAGGAUCGAAAGGCUCCGUACUCCAAGUCCCGGUUCUACGAGCUAGUCAAGAUCUACCAUCCCGAUCGGCCGUGUCAUGACCAUCCGUUGUGCAAAGACAUCGCUCCCGAAGUGAGACUGCAGCGGUAUCGUUUAGUCGUUGCUGCUCACGAGAUCCUCUCCGACCCGGCCAGACGAGCUGCGUAUGACCUCUCCGGCGAAGGUUGGGUUCUUCACCCUCAUCGCAACCAAGGCCCGACUCCCUCCUGGGCGCGAUCCGGAUCCAGUGACUAUGGUCCCAUUCAUACAAAUGCCACCUGGGAAGAUUGGGAACGAUGGCGCAAUCGUCACAAGGGAAAGCAGCAACACAUGGUGGACAACCGCACCUUCACCACUUUCAUUGUCCUGCUCACGCUCCUCGGAGGUGCCAUGCAGGCCUCUUACAUCACUCGGUUCAGUUCGGGCUACGAGUCCCGGCUUCAAGAGAUCAAUAAUGAGUCUACCCGAUUCUUGACGGGGCGGCGGGAGAAUACCGUCAACCAAAUGGCCUCAAAUGAGGCUAAAGUCCAGCACUUUCUCAUCCGCCGGGACCCGUCCGGUUAUGGGUUGAAGGAGGAAGAACAGCCCGUUUAUCAGACAUUGUUGAAUCCUCGCACCUCUUCCGAUUCCGAGGCUGAGAUCGAGACUAUGGCUGCCAAAGGCCAAGGGCAACCAAAUCGGAAUGAACAUGAAGACAAGUCCAAAACUGGACCUUGGCCUCCUGCCCCUGAACCCACUCAGAAGGGGGAAGCUACAAACAUGCAGUAA
Molecule: messenger RNA, 990 nt
Organism: Aspergillus steynii IBT 23096
Lineage: Eukaryota; Fungi; Ascomycota; Eurotiomycetes; Eurotiales; Aspergillaceae
Product: J domain-containing protein
Exons: 1
Coding region: 1-990 (329 amino acids)
Source: RefSeq, a predicted model, not a curated record